CGGAAAAACAGCGACUGAACGAGUAUUAAUUUGGAUCGUCCUGUGCCCUGAUUAUAAAAACAAAUGGCGCUUAAAUUUAGAAAUGCCGAAAUAUAAAUAUGUCUUCUCAACGUGUUAAACUCAAAGAUCAAAUUCUUGACGGUAUAGCAAGAUCAGUAAAAGAGGUGCAAGCCUAUUCAUGUGGCUCAGACUGUGACACUGUAAAAGUCGACAAUGAAGCACGCCCUCUACAGAGGCUGGUGGAACAUCUGGACCAUGCAUUUCUCCAUGGGUUGAAGCACAUCACACCAGGUUACUGGGUCUUUGUCCGACGUUUCACUCAUAAACUCGUCAUAUCAGACAUUCUGGCACUGGAUCGCUUGGCUACAGAUCUUGGCAGAAGUCGUGCUUGGCUUUAUCAGUCUCUGAAUGAGGGAGCCCUAGAGAGUUAUUUCCGAUGUUUUCAAGGCAGUCAGGAUGUUUUAAAGAAGUUUUACAUUGAGCAUGCAUUGAUGCGGGACUCGGAGAGACUGACCCUUCUCAUGACCCUUGUCUCAGGGUUAGAUUUUGUGACCUUUGACCUUGAAUUGAAUGUUGCAUACUUUGACCUGGUCAGCCAUGUUCCCAGGUCGGCCACUGACCUCCGUGACCUGGACGACACCGUGUCCAUCCACAGCAGCGCCUCGGUGGAGUCGGCGACAUCCGGCAUGGUCAACGACCUCGAUGAUCACUCACUGCUUGGUAUUGAAGGUGGAUCGUCUCAUGAUGGCUUGCCAGAGGAAGUUAUACCAUCGACAUUGAACGAUGGUGAUACCUGUGUGAAAGUUUGUGUUGAUGAUGUAAAAGAUGAAGAAAUCCAGGAAUCUGAUGCAAGCCCCAGAGAGGAGGUUGAACAGACAGAAAUCACUGGAUCUCUUGGUAACCCUACUGAAGAUUCCUCAUCUACUUGCUUGCCUUCUGGAACUGAAUCCCACGAGACAGACGACACAAAUGACAUUGCACGACCUUUGACCCUUGACCUUGCCACACAAUCUAACAACAACAGCUCUAAUGAACUCAAGCAUGUCACAAGGAACUACUCCACUCCAGACUUUGAUAUCAACAUGGAGAAAGUAGGGGAACAGGAACAGAACCUUGAGGUCAUUCGCAUCCGCAAGAAAACCAAGAAGAAGAAGAAGCGGAAGAGCAGUAAGGGCAACAGCCAAGCUGUACUGAAGUUGCAGGAGCCGAGGCGAGGCAAGAGGCGUGACAGAAGUUCGAGUCCAAGUACAGUGUCAAUUGCCUCUAGCUGCAUUGAGGAAUCAGAACUUGAGGAUAAAGAACAUUGCCAAGUGGGUUUGGAAUUUCCGGAAGGGUCCAUCUCUUCAGCUACCAACCUGUCCGAGUGUUCAGCGGUAGAAGAGGACGGAGAUUGUGGAAAAGUUCUUGCCAGUAGUUUGCCAGAAAGCGAGAUCAUAUCUCAGGAACAGUGCAAUGGCACCAAACUACAAGAUUUUGCUUUGGGGAAAAACAGUAGUCCAAGUGGAGAGUGUCUAGGGAGUCAAGAAUUGGACAAAAGGGAGAGCAUAUUGGAGGAGUGUUCUGAAAUUGUGACCAAAAUACUUGGUAAUGUGUGCGAGCAAACCAGGGAACCAGUGCAAAAAGGUGAAUCAAAUGUGUUUCCACAAGAAACUUUUGACAUUAAUAGAGAUCGUAUCUCAGAUGAGCAAGUUCCGGUGGAUACGGCCAAGCUCAGGCUGCCCAAGUUCGCUGAUCCCACGUUGCAGGACAGCUUCAAUUCUUCAGUGGAUGGAGUUGAUCAGUCUAUGAUAUACUGGCAAGGAGACAUAACGGACAGUAGCUUUGAUACCGAUGUGACAUCGUCAACUCCUGUGAAGGUUGCUUGUAGGGUUGGCAUUCGACAUGAACUUGAUGAUAUCGCAAAUGAUGAUGAUGAUGUGUUUUUGGAAGGGAAUGGAGCAUUUGGAAGUGGAAUGGACAUUCUCAAGGAAUCGGUUGAUUCUGGAAUCAGGGAACAUAGACAAUCAAAGCUGAAGGCGACAGUUUCUAACCAAACAAAAAGACAACAUUCAGACAAACAAAAGUCGCUAGAAAGGACUGUUUCAGGCACUUUAGACUAUGAACAAACAAUUUCAGUUCAACUGAGAACACAACAAAUGAUAACCUCUGUUCAAUUACAAGGUGAAAGUCCUUCACCGGUAUCCGACCUACCGGUCAGUCCAGAUUCUGGCAUCAACCAAAGCUUUGGGGACUCUAACUUGAGCGAAGGCAUCAAUGCUUGCAGUGCAGACAGCCUUUCCUCUGGGAUUGCGAGCAACCCCGACAUGGAUGGCCCCACCAGUGUCACCACCAACUCCUGCACACGUGACCUUACCAGUCACUCCAAUCCUAGCUCUUCGGAAGCUUCUUCCCUUUCCAGGAAAGGUGAUUCUUUGUGCAAUUCUUCAGGGUUGUCCAUCGUCCAGAGCGUUGCGGAGGAUGUUGAUGGUUUUGUCCUGGUCGAUGUGCUGGAUGACCCUGGUGACCUAGGUGAACGUAGUCAAGGGGAUGGCAAGGAUGCCAGCAUGGAUCCUCUCUCUGCAGUCGACAUCAAUGCCAACGAUGGAGGUCCACCAAAUCCUAUUAACAUGGGCACUUACAACUUUGAUUGCGAUGAAGACAGGGAGGAAGUAACAACUCAUGAAGCUGAAAUGAAGGUUGACAACAAUCUCAAACUCUACCUGAUGUUGGAGAUAUUUAAAAUAGAAGAUGAGAAAUAUCUAAAGUUGAUAAGACUGAGUACUGGCCACAUGGAAGGGAAUCUACUUCAAGCUUUCAUUCUCUUGACAGAUCUUGCCAUAUAUAUACUAAGGAGAGGUGAACGUAAUGGACGAUUCUCAACUGAAAGCAGAACACUUUAUCAUGAGCUGGACUAUGUCUUGAUUGGUUUGAACUUCCAGUCUGUUCAACUUGUCUGUAAGAACAGAAGGAAACAUUUCUGGUUAACAACAGGUAGCCGUUCAUUGACAAGAUUCUUCUUGCAUAGUUUAAGAGGAGUCAUGGAAACUGGUAAACAGGAAGAUUCUCUCUGCGUUCUCACUGAUGCUACUGCCCAGGCUAUCGGCCUUAAGAAGUAUGUUGCCGGAGAAGAAAAAGUGGAAAUGUCAGAAGUCCAAGUCUACCUCUACAGCCUGGUCCACUGGGAGGACCUGCUUGACUCCAACACGGCGGCAGAUCUUCAGCUCUACCUGCCAGCGACCAAGAGGAAAGGCAUGCUCCAUUACAAGACCAAGGAAUCCUUCUUUGUCGGAAGCUACUGGAAGGCAGCAUUCUUCAAGCUGAAGCAGAACGUUCUGAAGCGGUACCAGAGGAAGGAUGCGGAGGAACCAGACCUUGUCAUAGAUCUUGGGUCUCAUAUUUUUGGAGGAUGUCGUCGUAUCCACCAUACCGACCGUCGUUUCAGCUUUGAACUCGUCUUCACCAAUGGGAGUCCGUCCCUUCAGCUAUCGUGUGAUAAUGAGCUCCAGCUAUCCCACUGGCUUCAAAGUUUAUGUGAAGUAGCCUCACAUCAGCAUUCUAUGUCCCAGAUGAAAGGACCCCGUCCGAAUCCUUGCCAACCCUCGUGUGCUGUCAUCACUUCUCGUUCAGUCCUGCUGUGCCUUGAAGACUACCAGACACACUUCUUCAGAACCCUUGCCAGGACAGACCUCACUACCAUCUCCCGGGUGGAGAGAAGCCAGUCUAAGCUCUCGUAUCUUGUAAUGAAUUUCAAGAAUAUGGAGUGUGAUAAUCCAUGGUUGUUGUAUUUCAACUGUUCCAAGGAGCUGGAUAAUUUCGUUUCUCAUCUAGCUCAAGCAUUUCAUAACAAGACACAGAAGGAACUGAGGAUCGGGAACGUCCAGGAUGAGAAAUUAGCCAAGAGAUGCAGCAACUGCCAAGAACUUAUCCUGUCAGCAUGGCAACGAUCAGAUAGCCUCGGGAGGGGGCGCGUUAGGGGUGACUCGUGGUAGAGCUGACCUUGACCAUCAUGAAGGUCGUAUAAAACAAUCUUGUGAAGAUCUCAUGGAUCUUGUAGAUGGAUUGUAAAAUUUGAUUAUCGAAAUUGAGAAUGAGAUCAUGUUCAAAUUUGUAAUGGACUUAUUGUGCAAUCGAAUGCCAUGAAACAUAGAUGCCAUAUUUAUUUGUACUUAACUAUAAACUGUCAAUAGGAUUAAAACAUUUGGUUACACCUGUAGGAACAGACAUGAGUUAUCAUUAACCUAACACUCUUUUAAGAUUAAAUAGAUAAAUAAGUUAAAAAUGUGAAUAUAAGAAAAUAUGUAAUGCUUAUUUAAAAGAACUUAUAAUUAUGACAAGUCAAGAUCAAAGGAAAAAUGGAGAAAAUUGGGGAUGGGGGGUUGAGGAAGGGAGAGGGGUUUUAUAAAUAAGUUGGAGGUACAUUAUUACGGUGGAGUCUACCAGGCAUCAAUUUGAUUGUGUAAAUGCAGGAAAAUGGGAUAAAUAUAUGUUAAAGAUACUCUGACAAAUUGCAUAGAAUAACAAGUGUGAUGGAACCUGCUUCUGCCAGCAACCUGCUCUGGUCAGGAUGCCUCCCGCUGACAGGUUUUGCCACGUCGAUUUCCAAACUUAAGUCACUGAUCCUUUGGCAGAGAUAUACUGCCGCAGUUGACUCUUGCACAAGCCUCGAUCCUGCCUGUACGACUACUCGUUGAAUAGAGCAUCUUUCUUUCUCCUCAUGCGAAAUCACGCACCAUCGCACUCAUGCCUAUUCGCUAUUUGUAUACUGUGACAUCUUUCAUAUUGUAUUCCCAUACCUGUCAAGACCUCUCUGUCCCUGAACAUGCAUACAUGUACAUGAAUCAAGUUUGAUGUUAUAUCUCGUCAGAAUUCUGCCACCUCACAAGGAUGGCUGAUAAAAAUGAUUCACAAGUUUGUAGAUGGUCUGCAAAGCAUUCUACAGUCAUUGCGAUAAAUUUACAUGUAUGCAAUGACCUCUAUAAUCUCUGACUUCAUGACCCCAAGCUCUAAUCAGAUCUUUGCCCAUCCCUUAUGCAUGCAUGAGCUAAGUUUAAAGUUCAUUUGGUCUGUCGAAACAUAAGUUAUUGCAAAAAAAAAGCCAUUUUCAGGUAUACAAUGCCCCAUUCUGAACUUUGACCUCAUGACCCUAUAAUCUAAUCAGAUCUUUGCCUCUCCAAUAUGCAUAUAUGAUGAGCCAACUUAAAGUUUGUUUGUCAAACGUUUCUUAAGUUAUCAUGAUAAUGAGCCAUUUGCAUUAUACAAUGACCUUUCUGACCUUUGACCUCAUGACCCUAUGAUCUAAUCAGAUCUUUGCCCCUCUCAUAUGCAUACAUGUACAUGAGCUAAGUUUGAAGCUGGUCUGUCGAACCGUUCUCAUUGUGAAAACAAGCCAGUUAUAAGUACAUGAAAUAUGAUCUUUGACCUCAUGACCCCGAUAUCGAAUCAGCUCAUUACCCCUUCGAUAAGCAUACAUGUACAUGAUGAGCCAAUCUAAAGUUUGUUUGUCAAACGUUUCUUAAGUUAUCGUGAUAAUGAGCCAUUUGCAUUAUACAAUGACCUUUCUGACCUUUGACCUCAUGACCCCAUGAUCUAAACAGUUCAUUACCCCUCCCAUAUGCAUAUAGUUAUUUUUGUAUAUAAAAUGAGUGAGAUAUUCAUUUCAUCUUUUGUGGUUUCUAUUCACUGAAAUGUCUCGCUGAUAUUAUUGCAACAGCAUGAAUUAAAUUCAUUUCAACCAGUCAAAACAAAAGUGCUUGGUACAUUUAUGAAAUUUGGGCUGAAAACACACUUUGUAUUGAAAUUGUACAUGAAAUCAGGUUUUUGAGCAUUUUUUGCCAGAUGCCUAUUAAGUUACAGGUGACUUUGGAAAUGCGAGAUGAGUUCCUUUUAUAUCAUUAGUAUUAUGUCUGAAAUCAAAUCAUUGUUUUGACUUUAUAUUUGAUAGAAUCAAUGCCACUUCAUUGGAGAAUUUGCUCACAUGUGAGGUUAAAGAUCAAAACUUAAAUACCCUUUUCAAAAAUUCUUUGAUAAAAAUUUCUCAAACCGACUCACAAUUCUCUGAUUUUACUGCAUUUAUAUGUUUUUUUUUUCAUUUAUUUUCAAUUCUCGUAAUUUUUUUUAAAAACAUACAAUCAAUAUACAAUAGAUAAGAUAUGUAUAAAUACAAAGAAUAUGGGGGGGGGGCAGUAAAGACUAUUGGUCUGUCAUAGGCUGGGCUCCAAUAUCAUAGUGGAUUAUACAAAAUAUAGAGAGAGAAGAAGGGGGGGGGGUACAUGUACAUUGGUAAUAACUGAGUUCCUCCUUAUAGCAUUAUGUAUAAAAAUAUGUUAUUUUAACUCUGUAUAUGUGUCAAAUAUUAAAUCAUUAAUGAGUUCAUUGUAUUGAAUCAGUGACUUAAUUCAUUGUAAAUUUCAUCAUGUGGCCUGUAUGUAAAAAUUAAACUCAGAAAAGUUAUAGACCAUCACUUGUACAUUACUUCAUGUAUAUUGAACAUUUUGAUCUGAGCUGAAUAUAGGAAUGCUUUACUUGGUUUUGCCAUAUUUUAGCAAUAGUGACAUAAUUCACUCUCUAUUGAAAUUAUGUAAAUAAAAUUAUACAUAAUAUAUUGAUAAUGAUGACAUGCUUAAUCCUUUACUCUACAUGUAGUGGUUAAUUGCAUAUGAACGUGUAAAAUAUUAGAACUCUGCCUCUCAAUCACAAACGCAUGCAUUGUAAUAGUUCAUGCAUGGCUAUGAUGAAAUAGUGCUUUCUUUUUGUUGUUGCACACAUUCCAAGUAUUAAUGUCUUUUCUUUGUGAGCUCAAAAUUGCUACAUGUAUUGCCUCAUAGUAAAUAUUUGUAAACUUAACAUGAUCAAACAUGUAGUAGUUUGCAAGUAUAAAUAUGAGCCUGUUUAAUCUCAACUUCAUUGCUUUAUUAAUGUGUGUAUGAUUUAUUUGUGCAAUUAUGCCAUUAAAGUACAGACACAAAUAUUGAUUAUUACCAUAUAGGUAAUGGUGAUAUUAUCGUUCGAGUUAUGAAUGGUAGAUCAAAUUCCCAACCUUUUAUUUUGGAUCAUCGUAAGGAAUUGAUUUUGAGAGAAUAGAACAGAUUAUACAUGAAUACUGUACAAGGCAUACUCAAUCAAAACUUAACAAAAGAAAAAAAAUAUAAAAGUUAAGAUACAGGUUAUUUUUUUUUAGCUAUAUUGAUUCUGUCCACCUUUGCUCUGUUAAAAUUCAGUUUUUGAAGAUGUUUUGAAAUAAAAGCGUGGAAAUAGACUGACCCGAUCGUGACUGCAAUCAGUUAUAUUCGUUUGGCGCCUGUCGAAAGUCAAACUGUCAGGGAACUGGCAAGCUUGCAUUCAUCCCCAAUGAUUACAUUUUACUACAAACAAACCCAUGGGGUAUGGGGCCAAGCUGUUUUGAAAGGAUGCAUAGUGGGGCAAGGUGCCUUGCCUUGUACAUGUAUACAGUAGUAAUAAAAAGUAAGUGAACUCCACCUGCAAAUGAACUUAUUUUAAGUAUUCAAGUUCUGCCAUGUUUUAGAUAUUUAAUUGUGAAGUCAGGUGAUAAAAUAUAUUACAUUCAAUGAAGUUUAUUUCUCUGGGCUCGCCGAACAAUUAAGUGUUGUUCUCUACAUUCAAUGUUCAGCAUGAAGGAGUGCAUUUUCUGGUGGUGUUCAUUAACUUAUCCUCCCUUCCUACGUAUAUUUACCAAAGUGGAGGAGCCGUGGUGUAGUGGUUCUGAUUCUCGCCUUGUAAACAGAGGGUCGUGUGUUUGAAUCUCACCGCGGUCUUGCGUCCUCUGGCAAUGCGUUAAUCCACACUUUGCCACUGUCAACCCAGGUGAUAAAUGGGUACCCGGUAGGAUGUGAGAGUCAUUUUAGCU
This is a messenger RNA of Lytechinus variegatus (green sea urchin), 7843 nucleotides long. It is a transcript of the gene plekhm2, whose product is annotated as pleckstrin homology domain-containing family M member 2-like. Gene Ontology annotation, cellular component: endosome membrane. The transcript is spliced from 18 exons. Bases 99 to 3968 code for a protein of 1289 amino acids. Gene Ontology annotation, biological process: lysosome localization; Golgi organization; regulation of protein localization. The record is from RefSeq and is a predicted model, not a curated record. Gene Ontology annotation, molecular function: kinesin binding. NCBI's taxonomy places the organism in Eukaryota, Metazoa, Echinodermata, Echinoidea, Temnopleuroida, Toxopneustidae.